This is a messenger RNA of Lecanosticta acicola, 840 nucleotides long. NCBI's taxonomy places the organism in Eukaryota, Fungi, Ascomycota, Dothideomycetes, Mycosphaerellales, Mycosphaerellaceae. The record is from the annotation of a GenBank genome assembly.
AUGCCGCUUCAGAAACCGUCGCCGCAUGGCUCCCACCGCUCCUCCGGCAGCGGGUUCCAUCCCUUCGGCGGCCAACUGAGUCGACAUUUCGGCGGCUCCUCCCUCUCGCCCGACGAUGCAUAUCUGAGCUACCACGACGUGCGCCUGAUGCGCGAGGACAUCGAAUCGAUCAAGCACGACUGGCUGACGGACAAUGCCAUUGCGUUCUGGGAGGAGUAUCUCGAGCGCGAGAAGCUGGCCGCGUAUCCCAAGGCACACAUUGUCCUUCUGCGCCCUUCGAUGAGCUUCAUGCUGCAGAACACGCGCGAUCCGCUCAGUCUCAAGAGCGCCCUGCCCGACUUCGAGCAGACUACGCACGUCUUCCUCCCCAUCAACGACUGCCGCAACGUCGAGGUCGCCGAGGGAGGCUCACACUGGUCUCUCCUUCUCGUUUCCACCAUCGAUGGCGUCGCCUUCCACUACGAUUCCCUUCUCCCUUCCAACGAGUCCUACGCCAAGCUCGUCACGAACCGCAUAUCCCAGCUGCUUGGCAAGCCGCUGCGCUUUAUCAACCUCAAUGACACCCCUCAGCAGGACAAUGGCUCCGACUGCGGCGUCUACGUCUGCCUUCUCAUGCAACACCUCCUUCUCUCCCGCCUGCUCCGGGCCCACGCGCAGGACAAGAUCAGUAUGAGCAUGGGAGGCAAAGAGGUGGAUGCCUCAGGCGGUCGGAAGGAAAUGAUGCGCAUCAUUGACCAGCGCCGGAAAGAAGGCGAGAGGAGGCGGUCUAGGAGCCACAGUCCGUACGCCAAAGCGAGUAGGAGUCCACCGCGCAUUGGAGCGGAAAAUGCGGAUGUUUGA